This is a messenger RNA of Nezara viridula (southern green stink bug), 117 nucleotides long. The record is from the annotation of a GenBank genome assembly. NCBI's taxonomy places the organism in Eukaryota, Metazoa, Arthropoda, Insecta, Hemiptera, Pentatomidae.
AUGUAUGGAUUAUGUUAUUUUAUGAACAUUAUAAGUUAUCAUUUUAUAUUAGAGGAAAGUGUAAUAAUUAAAAGUUGUCAUUUUUUUUCUUCAUCGCUUGCUUAUAUCUUCUUUUGA